CAUGUGCGUUUGACAGCAAUUUGUUGUUGUUUUGAUUGUUACAUAAAAAUAUCGCAAAGUGCAGAUAAAAAACUCAAAUUCCUGGCACGGAUUCCGCUGUCCCUCAAUGGAAAACCCGGUAGAAUCGAAGCCGGUCCUCGCGAGCCGCGAACUCUCCGAAGAGGAGCGAAAAUAUCGCUACCGAGCGGGUGCCUUUCUGGCGGGUGUGGCCGGAAUAUCGGCGAUUGCCGGCUUCAGCAAAACCAUCAUGACGGCGAAAAAGACCGAUCCGCAGUACUUCGAGAAGGGCGUCCAGGGCAGUUUGGCGAUGCAGGAAACGGGGGCCAACCUGGCGAUGAGGGCGCUCGGGUGGGGAACGUUGUACGCGUUUCUUGGCACCGGGACGAUUUGCUUUGCCAUCUGGAAGAUGACGGGGGCGACGAAUAUGAAAGAGUUCCGCGAAUCGAUCGGUAACGUCCUGCCGAGGUUACCAAAGAGCGAUCCACCCCGGAGUCGAACCGAGUUCGCGGGCCUCACGGAUCUGAUGCAGUACCUGACGACUUGGGGCAAGGAGGACAAAUAAUCAAAAUUUGACUAACGAUUAAGAGUAACUGCAUUGUUUUAUUUCGCUUUUUUUUCUUCUGUAAAUAUAAAGAUAGUAGGUCGUAAACACUAAAAUUACACAACACUGAUAAACGAAAAUGAAGAAA
This is a messenger RNA of Culex quinquefasciatus (southern house mosquito), 689 nucleotides long. RefSeq names its product transmembrane protein 242. The record is from RefSeq and is a predicted model, not a curated record. The transcript is spliced from 3 exons. Bases 107 to 562 code for a protein of 151 amino acids. Lineage: Eukaryota; Metazoa; Arthropoda; Insecta; Diptera; Culicidae.